GGGCUGGCGGCUGGAGCAGCAAGGGUUUCGGUGCAUUCGACUCUUCGCUCGGCAACAUUCCAGGAGGAGGAGAAGGGCUGGGGUUUGUGGACAAUGGCACCGGGGUGUACGGGGCCUGGAGGGAGUCAGUCCCAGAUCGGAGCGGAAGCGCGCCGCCCAGCAUGGAGGGGUCUCUGGCUGCUCUUGGCAACCUUAUAGGCCAGCGCAGUGGGAACUUCGACGCCGGUUUAGGCAGCUUGGACAACGUGACUGGCAGCUCCACGUCUGAGGAGCGGCUGCGUGCCGAUCCUGCGUACUUUGACUACUAUGGCUCCAAGGUGAACUUGAACCCGAGGCUCCCUCCUCCGAUAGUGUCAAGGGAGAGUCGCCGCUUCAUGAACCGGGUUGGCAAGGUUCAGGAGUGGAGAGUGGUUUCCCAGGAUGACAGCAGUAAGGGCUCCUUGUUUGUACCUCGAUCUACCCUACCAACUCACAAGGAAGAACCUGAAGAUGAUAAGUCUCCGACUUUGGAUUCAAGUUCUGCAGAUGACGCGCAGACGAAUCUUGUGGAUUUUGUGCAGGAGAGCUUUCAGCAGAACACAGAUUCUUUGUAUGAUAACUCUUCUUGGCAUCCAUCAAGUAGCAAUACUGGUGAUGGUGUAGAUGUCCAUGCUAAUAUUGAUUUGUCAAAGGAUUUGUUACAUGAUGUUAUCAAGCCAUCAGGGUUGAAUUCGUGGACACAUGUACCUUUGGCCAGUGGUCUGCCAAGUACAUUUAGUGACAACCUCGUGUCUACAUCUGUCCCCAUUUCAUCAUAUUCUGAUAAUAACCCAAAUGUGCAAACUUUUGAGCAACAGCAAGAAAAGCAGAGCAUAGGCAUGCAGCCUGAAAAUGAUGUUCUUGUCAGCGAAGCAGUUGUUACUGAACUUGAUGUUGUGGACUCAAAUAUGAAGAAUUUGAAGUUAAGUUUGGAUACCCAUAGCACGUCACAAGUUAAGCAGCAGUGGCAGGGCAAUUUCUUGCAGCAGUAUGGCUUCUCACCUCUAGUCCAAAGUGACCAUAUUCAAAUGACUCCUCAUGGAACACAUCUUCCCCAUGCUCCUUUUGUUGACAACUUGUCUCAUACUCAGCUAAAAUUAUCCACUGGUAACAUGCAUCAACUUCUACCUCAACCUGGUAUGACAACACCAUUUUAUGCACCAAAUUCGUUUGGAAGCCCAUACUAUCAGAAUUUGCAUCCAGCCAGUGCAUUGCCAACUCCGUAUGGAACUGCUGGAUAUGCUGUGGGUGGUUCAGGUUUGCCACCUUUUAUGACUAGCUUUUCUCCCCAGAGUUCUGUGUCGACCCCUCUCGAUAGCACUAUCAAUCCAAGCUUUAGUGGUAGGCCAUCUGGAUUUCCUUCAGCAGGGAAUCUUACUAUGGGAACAGAAUUUGUUCAGCCAUAUAAAACGUAUGGGCAACUUGGUUAUGCCAUGCAGCCACCCAUUCCCGACCCGAACUUUUUUCCGUUCUUUCAGCAUCCCUCCUUUCCACAGUAUGCCUGUGGAAAUCAAUACAGUACAUUGGCUCCAAGAGGAAGUGUUUUUGGAAAUGUUGCUGAUAAUUUUGAUCCACAAAAGGUAUUUCCUCAAGCACAAUAUCCGUCCAAUCAAAGGUUUGAACUUCCAAAAUCUGGAAUUUCUAAUUCUCCUACAGCCCUAAGAGGAGGAACUGUUCCGAAUUAUCAUGGCAUUUCACCCUAUGUUGGAGUACCAUUGACUUAUCCAACAAGCCCAGUGUUUCAGGGGCAACCUUUUCCUGGAAUUUCCCCCUCUGCUAGAAGAAAUGAUUCUGCGAGGUUUCCGUCUGCAUCAAGAGACAUGACUGCUAUUUCUGGGAUUCAAGGGCAGCGAGAAAGAGGGAAAUUUGAUAGUCCGAAGGCAUGCACUUUCCUGGAAGAACUGAAGUCCAACAGAGCACGUAGGGUUGAGCUAUCUGAUAUCACAGGUCGUAUAGUAGAAUUCAGCGCUGACCAACAUGGUAGCCGAUUCAUUCAGCAGAAGUUGGAAAACUGCACUGCCGAAGAGAAGGCAUCUGUGUUCGCAGAAGUUCUUCCUCAUGCUCCAUCAUUAAUGACUGAUGUGUUCGGAAAUUAUGUGAUUCAAAAGUUUUUUGAACAUGGAACUCCUGGGCAAAGGAGAGACCUUGCCACUAAGCUUGCUAGUCAUGUUCUACCUUUGAGCCUUCAGAUGUAUGGGUGCCGAGUAAUUCAAAAGGCUCUUGAAGUUAUGGAACUUGACCAGAAAAUAGAUCUAGUCCGUGAGCUUGAUGGAAAUAUUAUACGAUGUGUUCGUGACCAAAAUGGGAAUCAUGUUAUACAGAAGUGCAUUGAAUGUGUCCCGACAGAACAUAUUGGCUUUGUAGUAUCUGCUUUUCGGGGACAAGUUGCUAGCCUUUCAAUGCACCCAUAUGGUUGCCGUGUUAUUCAGAGAGUUUUGGAGCAUUGCGGUGGUGAUUCACAGGGCCAGUGCAUAAUAGACGAAAUAUUGCAAUCUGCUUGCAUCCUUGCGCAAGAUCAGUAUGGCAACUACGUUACACAGCAUGUUUUGGAAAAGGGAAAAAGUAGUGAAAGAGCCCAAAUUAUCAGUAAGUUGGCUGGGCAGGUUGUCACUAUGAGCCAAAAUAAGUUUGCAUCUAAUGUGGUCGAGAAGUGUUUUCAACAUGGGGAUAUUGCGGAACGAGAUCUUUUAAUCAGAGAGAUCGUGGAGCAGACUGACGGAAAUGAUUCCUUGCUGGGAAUGAUGAAGGAUCAGUAUGCAAACUAUGUUGUUCAGAAGAUACUUGAAACAUGCAACGAUGAGCAGCGGGAACUUCUGGUCAGCCGCGUAAAGGGUCAUUUGCAAGCAUUGAGGAAGUACACCUAUGGCAAACAUAUUGCGAGCCGAGUUGAGCAGCUUUGUGGUGAAGAAGGUUCCGAGUGCGACUCCUAGGUCACUGGACAAACUCUUGGUGGGUGCCUCCUCGACAUUUGCACAAAUCCAUCGGCGAGUAAGAAAUCAUAACUCGGAACUGUGGUUCUUCCAAGUGCUAACAAAACAUGGAACUCCAGCAAGGAAGAUUGUACAUAUGUGACUUGCUUUAGGUAGUUUAGGAGGUGCCAGGCACAAGGUUUAGCAGUGUGCACUAGUGUGUAUCUAUGUUAGGGUGUGCUUAUUUAUAAUGUACUAGUUGGUAGCUAGCUGUGUGCGAAAAUAUGUAUAGUAGUUGUGUGGUUUGUAUGUGUGAUACAUAUAAGUUUGACUGCUUGGUAAUGUAAAUUGCUUGCUUGCA
This is a messenger RNA of Lolium rigidum, 3288 nucleotides long. Its product is annotated as pumilio homolog 5. Gene Ontology annotation, molecular function: mRNA binding. Gene Ontology annotation, cellular component: cytoplasm. The record is from RefSeq and is a predicted model, not a curated record. Gene Ontology annotation, biological process: post-transcriptional regulation of gene expression. NCBI's taxonomy places the organism in Eukaryota, Viridiplantae, Streptophyta, Magnoliopsida, Poales, Poaceae.